AUGUCGAACAAUAACUCGAACAUUUUGCAUCUCUUCGAUCGACCUACCGAGCCAAUUUACGUGCCCAGAGGAGACGAGAAAAUUGGUUUCGAUAUACCGGUUGAUUAUUUGCCUGAAAAUUAUCGUUAUGUGGCGACAUCGAUAUUCAACCGUUUUGGCGAAGAAGCUACUAAAAAAAUCCAAGUGAAACAAAUUACUCUUCCGGAUCUUAGUGUCCCCAUGCAGCUGGGACGAUAUGCUCCAUUUUCGAUCUUCGUUCCUUUUCAUCGGAAAUUAGCUGGUCACCUUAUUGACAUUUUCAUGGGGAUGAGGACAUUCGAUGACUUCUUGUCUGUUGCUGUUUAUUGUCAUGAUCGUUUGAACGCGAAUUUGUUCAUUUAUGCCCUCUCAGUAGCAAUAUUGCAUCGUCCUGAUACAAAAGAUUUGCCACUACCACCAUUGUGCGAAGUAUUUCCAGACAAAUAUGUCGACGGAGUAAUUUUUUCUAGGAUCAGAGAGGUGGCUAAUGUGGUGCCUACGGGUUCGCGGAUACCGAUCGAUAUUCCACGUGAUUAUACUGCAUCAGAUCUGGAUCCAGAACAUCGUGUCGCAUACUGGAGGGAAGAUGUUGGGAUCAAUCUCCAUCAUUGGCAUUGGCACUUGGUCUAUCCAUCCAACGUUGAAAAUAAUUUGGGAAUUGUUAACAAAGAUCGCCGUGGAGAACUUUUCUACUACAUGCACCAGCAAAUUAUGGCUAGAUACAACUGUGAACGUUUAUGCAAUAAACUUGGACGUGUUAAACGAUUUAUCGAUUGGCAUGAACCGAUCCCUGAGGCUUACUUCCCAAAGUUAGAUUCCAUAGUUGCUGGCCGCAAAUGGCCAGCUCGUUCGGGCGGUUCUGUUCUUAAAGACAUUGAUCGAGCAGCGGAAAAACUACGUUUUGAUAUUCAGGAUCUAGAACGAUGGCGUGACCGUAUCUACGCGUCGAUCCACGCAGCGUCCAUAGUCACUCCAAAUGGUAAAACAAAGCCGUUAACUGAAAAAGAUGGAAUCGAUAUAUUGGGAAAUAUAGUAGAGGCUAGCUCCCUGUCACCUAAUUCAAAUGUGUACGGUGACCUUCACAAUUUAGGACAUACUGCUAUUUCUUAUUGCCACGAUCCGGAUGCUCGUUAUUUGGAAUGGGCUGGCGUCAUGGGUGAUUCAGCAACCGCUAUGAGGGAUCCAAUAUUCUACAGAUGGCACGCUUUCGUUGACGGUAUUUUUCAAGAAUAUAAAACUACAUUGCCGCAAUACACCAACGAACAGUUGGACUUUCCAGGUAUCGAAAUAGCGGAUAUUAGGCUAACGUCUAAUUCGCAACGCAAUGUCUUGAAUACAUUCUGGAAUCAGAGUGUCGUAGACUUGUCUCGCGGACUUGACUUCAUGCCACGUGGUUCGGUGCCUAUUAGAUUCACUCAUCUGAAUCAUGGUGACUUUACGUACACGAUAAUUGUUAAUAAUCGAAACAAUGCGCUACGAAGAGGCACUGUCCGUAUUUUCAUUGCUCCUAAGGAAGAUGAACGUGGACUACCUUUUCUGUAUAAUCAACAAAGGCACUUGAUGAUUGAAAUGGACAAGUUUACUGUAUCACUUAAUCCAGGGCGGAAUACAAUCGAGCGUAAAUCAAUGGACUCAUCGGUGGCUUUGCCUUAUGAAAGUACAUUCCGCAAUUUGGAUAUGAACAGACCAUCUGGGGUUAAUGCUCUAGAACAAUUCAAUUUUUGCGGAUGUGGUUGGCCACAACACAUGUUAGUACCUAGGGGAAGCAAAGAAGGCUUCCCAAUGGUGCUUUUCGUUAUGAUAUCAAACUACAAUAACGACGUUGUUGAACAAGACGAACCAUCGUCUACUUGUAGAGAUGCCGUGAGUUACUGUGGAUUGAAAGAUAGAAAGUAUCCUGAUGCACGUCCCAUGGGAUUCCCAUUCGACCGUCGACCCCGAGAUAGCGUUGAAACUCUGGCCGAAUUUCUCACUGGAAACAUGGCAAUUACGGAAUUGAGCAUCAAAUUUACGGAUACCAUUCUGCCUAGAUCAAAACGUGGAAGCAUCGGAAAUAUAGUCGCAUCCACCUGA
Molecule: messenger RNA, 2091 nt
Organism: Colletes gigas
Lineage: Eukaryota; Metazoa; Arthropoda; Insecta; Hymenoptera; Colletidae
Gene: PPO
Product: phenoloxidase 1
Exons: 9
Coding region: 1-2091 (696 amino acids)
Molecular function (GO): oxidoreductase activity
Source: RefSeq, a predicted model, not a curated record